UGCAAAACAUAAUAAUCGAUUAAAAAAGGAAACAUGGCCGAGACUUGUGUUAUUGAAAGUUUUAUUUGAUAUUAACAUGACAGACGCAGGUUGAUUGAACGAACGUUACUCUAAUAAAUUAGGCUGUGAUCCUAGCAAUCAGGGGAACAUACUGCCGUCAUCAUGUCAUCUCAAGCUUCCAUCGCACAGUUUGUGUCAGGGCUGAAGAGUCGCAGCGAGGAGACACGAUGGAAAACAGCCAACGACUUGCAUCACUUUGUGAGCACAGAGCUGCGAGAAAUGCCGCUAGAAGAACACACAAAGUUCAUGGAUGAGUUUAACCACCACAUUUUUGAAAUGGUGUCAAGUUCAGACCUUAAUGAAAGGAAAGGAGCAAUCUGGGCUAUUGUGAGCCUACUAGGGGUCGAUGUAGGCAAUGCCACAACACGCAUCGGUCGCUUCUCAAACUACCUGCAGAACCUGUUGGACUGCAACGAUGUGGCUGUCAUGGAGAUGGCCGCUAGGGCGCUGGGAAUACUGGUCCUCUCGUCGGGAACUUACGUCGCUGAGUACGUAGAGGUGGUCGUGAAGAAGGCCCUUGAGUGGCUCACUGAGGACCGGCAUGAAGUUAAGAGGCAUGCAGCGGUGCUGUGCUUCAUGGAGCUGGCUGUGAACACGCCCACUUUCUUCUUCCAGCAGAUACAGCAGUUCUUUGACUGCAUCUUUACAGCAGUCAGAGACCCCAAGCCAAUGAUUCGUGAAGGGGCCGUGGCGGCCCUUCGUGCAGCGCUCACUGUGACCUCCCAGAGAGAGGGCAAGGCCAGCCAGACAUCUCAGUGGUACAAGCAAUGUUUUGAUGAGGUGGACAGGCACUUUGAUGACACCAUAUUGCGAGACAAGAAGAUGUCAAAAGAUGACUGGGCCCAUGGCUCCCUGCUCAUUAUCAACGAGCUUCUAAGGUGCAGCAACGUGGAGGGGGAGAGGCUGAGAAAUGACAUGGAAGAGAUCACAACUCAGCAAUUCCAACAUGAAAAGAUUGUCAAAGAGCAGUCAAGGGGCCACAAGCCACAGGGUACUUUGAUGGGGGCCCAGCAGUUCAAGCAGAAGUCGUCUCCCCUGAUGAGUUUCAGCCUCACGUCCAGGCAGCUGCACAGGAAGCCUACCCUGUUUGAGAGCAGGUUCUGUAAGGAGCUCAUGACACAGAACUUUGACAAGGUGUGUGCCCUGGUACUACGCCACAAGAGCAGUAAGAGUGUGUCCGUGCAGCAGACCCUGCUGGUGGUGUUCCCUAGGCUGGCAGCCUUCAACCCAGACGUAUUCUCCAAACUGUACCUGGAGGAGACAGUGGUGUUCCUACUUGGUGUGCUGCGGUCCAGUAAGGAGAAGGCGAGUGCCUUUCAGGCCAUAGGCCUUCUGGCUGUGUCUGUACAGCAGAAGAUACAGCGCUUCAUGCCCCGCAUCAUGGAGAAUGUCAAACUGGCACUGCCGCCCAAAGACACUCAGACCAAGAAACACAAGAACUUUGUGGUGGACCCGACAGUGUUUACGUGUAUCAGCAUGCUAGCGAAGGCCAUGGGAGCCCAUAUGUACAGGGAUGUGCACGAGAUGUUGGAGUCUAUGCUGUCCACGGGUCUGAGUCCCGCCCUGACGGCUGCGCUGAGAGACCUCGCCCUGCAGAUCCCAGCCCUGAAGAAGGAGAUCCAGGACGGGCUGCUCAAGGCUCUCUCUGUCCUGCUGAUGGGCCGCACCCUGCGCCACCCGGGCGCCCCACAGAGCCCGGCGCCCACCACCUCCCCUACCGGUGUGUCCACCUUGGGUGCAGAGAACCAGGAUGUCACCAGCAUAACACUUGCACUGAAAACACUGGGAACAUUUGAUUUUGAAGGUCAUUCACUGACACAGUUUGUGCGACAUUGUGCAGAGCACUACCUGUCCAGUGAACACAAAGAGAUCAGAACGGAGGCCGUGAAGACGUGUGCCAGGCUCCUCUCUCCUUUACUGGUCCUUCUCUCCUCCCACCAGGGGCAGAUAAGCAUGGCUGCCAUGAAUACAGUGGCGGAGGUACUCAAUAAACUGCUGGUCGUUGGAAUCACAGACGUGGACCCCGACAUACGGCUGUGUGUUCUGGGCUCCCUGGAUGAGAGGUUUGAUGACCACCUCGCGCAGGCUGAGAACCUCAGUGCCCUCUUUGUGGCCCUCAAUGACGAGGUGUUCGAGAUACGAGAGAUCGCAAUCUGCAUGCUGGGCCGCCUCAGCAGUAAGAAUCCAGCCUAUGUGAUGCCUUCGUUGAGGAAGAAACUCAUACAGAUCCUGACAGAGCUGGACCACAGUGGUGUGGGCAGGAACAAGGAGCAGGCAGCGAGGAUGCUGGGUCACUUGGUGGCCAACGCUGCCCGCCUCGUCAGACCCUACAUGGACCCCAUUCUCAAUGCUCUGAUACCCAAGCUGAAGGACCCAGAUCCCAACCCCGCUGUGACCAUCAGUGUCCUGGCUGCCAUCGGGGAGCAGGCCCAGGUGAGUGGGAUAGAGAUGAGGAAGUCCAUGGAUGAGUUGCUGCCCAUUAUCCUGGACAUGCUUCAGGACUCCUCAGCUCUACAGAAGAGAGAGGUGUCUCUAUGGACGAUGGCCCAGCUGAUAGAAAGUACGGGCUAUGUGGUAGAACCUUACAAGAAAUACCCCAAACUACUGGAGGUGUUACUGGACUUCCUCAAGACAGAGCAGUCAGGAGGCAUCAGACGGGAGGUGCUGCGUGUGCUGGGCAUUCUAGGGGCCCUGGACCCUCACAGACACAAGACCAACCUAGGCCUCAUUCAGCUGGGCGAGGCAGGCACCGUGCUCAGCAUGUCUGACCCCAAGACCAGCCAGGACGCAGCUGUAGAUGAGACAACCAGCGAGAUGCUCGCUAACAUGAGUGCCUCUGCCACGUUGGAAGAGUUCUACCCGGCCAUCGCCAUAGCGACCCUGAUGAGGAUCAUCCGAGAUCCCACCCUGUCCAAGCACCACACCAUGGUGGUCCAGGCCAUCACAUUCAUCUUCAAGAGCCUGGGCAUCAAGUGCGUGUCGUACAUUCAGCAGGUCAUACCUGCCUACCUGACGGUGAUCAGGCCUGCUGACCAGAACUUCAGAGAUUUCCUGUUUCAGCAGCUAGGGUUGAUCAUUGCAAUCGUGAAGCAACACAUCAAACAGUACUUGGAUGACAUCUUUGCCUUAAUAAAGGAGUUUUGGACGCCCAGCAGUCCCCUACAGAACACGAUCAUCCUGCUAAUAGAGCACAUAGUGACAGCCCUGGGCACAGACUUCAAGGUGUACCUGCCCCAGAUCAUACCCUACAUCCUCAAGGUGUUCAUGCAUGACACCAGCCCCCAGCAGGUCGUCACAGCCAAGCUGCUGAAUGCCAUCCAGCUGUUUGGUGCCAACCUAGAUGAGUACCUGCACCUGUUACUGCCUCCUGUAGUGAGAAUGUUUGAUUCAACAGAUGUGCCCAUACCUGUCAGAAGAGUGGCCCUUGAGACUGUGGACCGACUAGCAGACACGCUGGACCUCACAGACUUUGCAUCCCGUAUCAUCCACCCGCUGUCCCGGACCCUGGACACGACCCCUGACCUUCAGCAGACAGCAAUGGACACACUGUGCUCCCUCGUGGUGCAGCUGGGGCCCAAGUUUCUCAUCUUCAUUCCCAUGGUGAACAAGAUCACCCUGAAACAUAAGAUCAAUCACCAGAGAUACAACAUCCUCAUGUGCCGCAUCCUCAAGGGCAGCACUAUAGCGGAGGAGGAAGAGGACACUGCUCUGAUGCUGUACAAGAAAAAUAAGGAGAAGGCUGCAGAGUCGGAGAAAAAUAAAACUGAACCAACCACAAUCAAAAAGCUGCAUGUCAACUUCAACAAUCUUAGAUCUGCACUGGGUAAGGGUCGUCGUGAGUCCAAGGAGGACUGGAUGGAGUGGCUGCGCAAGCUGAGUAUAGAGCUACUCAAGGAGUCCCCGUCCCCAGCCCUCCGCUCCUGCUGGGCCCUCGCUCAGUCAUACAACCCUCUCGCUAGGGACCUGUUUAACGCUGCGUUUGUCUCCUGCUGGACCCAGCUGACUGAGGAGCAGCAGGAUGAGCUCAUCAACAGCCUGGAGCUGGCCCUGAACUCCCAGGAGAUCCCUGAGAUCACACAGACCCUGCUCAACCUGGCAGAGUUCAUGGAGCACUGUGACAAGGGUCCAUUGCCCCUGGAGGCGUCCCUGCUUGGCCAGAGGGCCAUGAAGUGCCGGGCGUACGCCAAGGCCCUCCACUAUAAGGAGGAGGAGUUCCAUCGCGGCCCCACCACCGACACUCUUGAGGCUCUAAUCAGCAUCAACAACAAGCUUCAGCAGCCCGAGUCAGCGGCAGGCGUACUGGAAUAUGCCAUGAAACACCAUCGAGCUGACCUGAAAAUCCAGGAGGGCUGGUAUGAGAAACUUCACGACUGGCCUCGCGCUCUGAAGGCCUAUGAGCAGAAGUUGGAGACCAACCCUGACAUGGAGACCCUGCUGUUUGGGCGCAUGCGCUGCCUGGAGGCGCUGGCUGAGUGGAACCAGCUGCACCAGGUGGCGCUGGAGAAGUGGCCCACUGUGAGUGAUGACGUGCGCAGUCGCAUGGCUACCAUGGCAUCAGCAGCAGCAUGGGGACUGGGUCAGUGGGAGUCCAUGGAGGAGUACAUGCUGUUCAUCCCCCGCACCACAUACGAUGGAGCGUUCUAUCGCGCGGUGUACGCUGUCCACUCAGAGCAGUAUCAGCUGGCCCAGCAGUGCAUUGACAAGUCACGAGACAUCCUCGACACGGAGCUCACUGCCAUGGCGGGCGAGAGCUACAGUCGGGCAUAUGGGGCGAUGGUGAAUGUUCAGAUGCUGUCAGAGCUAGAGGAGGUGAUACAGUACAAACUGAUCCCUGAACGGAGAGAGGCCAUCAGGAACAUGUGGUGGGACAGGUUGCAGGGCUGCCAGCGUGUGGCGGAGGACUGGCAGAGGAUCAUUCAGGUGAGGUCCCUGGUGGUGUCACCUAUGGAGGACAUGAAGACAUGGCUCAAGUACGCCAGCCUUUGUCGCAGAAGUGGGCGCUUGGGUUUGUCUCACAAGACCCUGGUCAUGUUGUUAGGAACAGACCCCAGCAAAAAUCCUGACCAGCCCAUUCCCACUGUUCAGCCCAAGGUCACCUUCGCCUAUCUGAAACACAUGUGGAAAAACAAUCAAAGGAGUGAGUCCUACAAGAAGCUGCAGCACUUUGUGUCCCACUCCCUGCAAGCCCGGGCCCUCCAGCUACUGGCCCCUGAGGACGUCACACACAGGACCGAGCUCAACAAGCUCAUGGCAAGAUGCUACCUGAAGUUGGGCGACUGGUCGGAGGCGAGUCUGGAGCUGAACGAGCAGACGAUCCCCCAGAUCCUGGAGUACUACAGCCUGGCCACGGAGCAUGACAAGGGCUGGUACAAGGCCUGGCACAUGUGGGCCCUCAUGAACUAUGAGGCAGUCCUAUUCUACAAGCAGAAGGACUCUGGGGCCGGGCAGAGUCAGGAUGUUAACCUGCCCCUCACGCCCCGCGCUGAUACGAUUUCCGCCAAGAUCCACAAGUAUUGUGUGCCAGCAGUGGUUGGUUUUUUCAAGUCUAUCAACCUGUCCUCUCAGAACAGCCUGCAGGACACACUCAGGCUGCUGACCCUCUGGUUUGACUACGGACAGUGGCCGGAGGUACAUGAGGCGCUCAUUGAAGGCAUCAAGGCCAUCAAGAUAGAUGAGUGGCUGCAGGUGAUACCCCAGCUCAUCGCCCGUAUUGACACCCAUCGCACACUGGUGGGGCGGCUCAUACACCAGCUACUAAUGGAUGUGGGCAAGGAGCAUCCGCAGGCUCUCAUCUACCCCCUGACUGUGGCCUCCAAGUCGGCCGUCACUGCCAGACAGAAUGCAGCCAACAAGAUCCUCAAGAACAUGAGAGAGCAUAGCAACACACUCGUGCAACAAGCUAUUCUGGUGAGUGAGGAGCUGAUACGUGUUGCCAUUCUUUGGCAUGAGUUGUGGCACGAGGGGCUGGAGGAGGCGUCCAGGCUCUACUUCGGGGAGCGCAAUGUGAAGGGCAUGUUCACCACCCUGGAGCCCCUGCAUGCCAUGAUGGAGAGAGGGCCUCAGACACUCAAGGAAACAUCGUUUAACCAGACGUAUGGUCGCGACCUGAUGGAAGCUCAGGAGUGGUGCAAGAAGUACCAGCGCUCCGGCAAUGUGAAGGAUCUCACCCAGGCCUGGGACCUGUACUACCAUGUGUUCAGAAGGAUUUCCAAACAGCUUCCUCAGCUGACCUCGCUGGAGCUGCAGUACGUGUCCCAGAAGCUGCUGCGCUGUCAGGACCUGGAGCUGGCGGUGCCGGGCACGUACGACCCCAAGCAGCCCAUCAUCAAGAUACGCAAGGUGCAGAGCUCCCUGGCCGUCAUCACCUCCAAACAGAGGCCCAGGAAACUCAGUGUCUUUGGCAGCAAUGGCCAGGAGUACCAGUUCCUGCUGAAAGGCCACGAGGACCUGCGCCAGGACGAGAGAGUCAUGCAGCUGUUUGGACUGGUCAACUCGCUACUGCUUAGCAACGCAGAAACAUUCAGAAGAAAUCUGACGAUACAGAGGUUCAGCGUGAUACCGUUGUCUACAAACUCUGGACUGAUUGGCUGGGUGCCCCACACUGACACGCUGCAUUCUCUGAUUAGAGAUUACAGAGAGAAAAAGAAGAUCCUGUUAAAUAUUGAGCACAGGCUUAUGUUGAGGAUGGCCCCAGACUACGACCACCUGUGUCUGAUGCAGAAGGUGGAGGUGUUUGAGCAUGCCCUGGAGCACACGCUGGGAGACGACCUCGCCAAGAUUCUGUGGUACAAGAGUCCAAACUCAGAGAUGUGGUUUGACAGGAGGACAAACUACACUCGGUCCCUUGCCGUCAUGUCCAUGGUCGGUUAUGUGCUGGGUUUGGGAGACAGACAUCCGUCAAAUCUGAUGUUAGAUCGGAUGAGUGGCAAGAUUAUCCACAUUGAUUUUGGAGAUUGUUUUGAGGUUGCUAUGGUACGAGAGAAGUUUCCAGAGAAAAUUCCAUUCAGGUUGACUCGCAUGUUGAUAAAUGCUAUGGAGGUGACUGGUAUUGGUGGUAACUACAAGAUGACAUGUGAGAGUGUUAUGAACGUACUCCGUGACAACAAGGACAGUCUGAUGGCCGUCCUUGAGGCCUUUGUGUAUGACCCACUACUUAACUGGAGGCUUAUGGAUGCUACAACAAAGAACAAGGGUAAAUCCAAGAGGUCCGAUGCCAGCUUCUCAGGGGAGAGUCAAGAGCAGGGUGACAACUUUGAGACUGUGGAGCUGACCCAUUCCAGCCACAAGAAGUCCUUGAAGUCUGUAGCCGAGGUGGGACACACUGCUGCAGGGGACUCCUCUCAGGCAGAGAACAUGAACAAGAAGGCCAUCAGUAUUGUGGAGCAUGUGAGGGCCAAGUUGACGGGGCGAGACUUUACUGCAGAUGAGCCGGUGGACGUGGCAAAGCAGGUAGAUCUGCUCAUCAAGCAGGCCACGUCCCAUGAGAACCUUUGUCAGUGCUACAUCGGCUGGUGUCCUUUCUGGUAGUGGACUUUUAUUGAUAGUUCAGACAUUCUAGUCGAGAUUGAGGCACAUAACUCUUAAGAUAUUUUACUGUGAAUGAUGUUUUAUUAGGGCUCUAGUUACAUUGUCAAUGCAAGUGGCCAUAAUAUUUGUUUGAAUUAUUUAGAAGAGACUGUUUUGAGUAUUUGGUAAAGUAAAUCUAAACUUAAAGUUUUGAAUAUUGUUUGCAUAAUCAAGGCAUCUUGGAAAAGUUUACAAUUAUUAACUGCAAAAUGUUACAGCUUGUGUUUAAUUGACUGUGAAGUUUUUUGUUGUUGCUGUAAAUGGUAUGAUUUCCGCCCUCUCCCUCCCAAGAAGAGUGGCUAUACUGGAUUCACCUUUUGCUUUUUUCUUUGUAAACAUUUUACCUUAAUGUUCAAGUUUGCAUGUCUUGUUCCUAAUGUUAUGAAGUUGUUCAUGUUCUAUUUGUAUUGUCCUAUGAUGAAAUUGUUUAAGAUUUGCUCUCAUGGUACUUGUUAUUUAAAUAAAACAACUUGCUACAUA
Dreissena polymorpha is the source of this 8106-nucleotide messenger RNA. Its product is annotated as serine/threonine-protein kinase mTOR-like. Gene Ontology annotation, biological process: TOR signaling; negative regulation of macroautophagy; protein phosphorylation. The transcript is spliced from 51 exons. Gene Ontology annotation, cellular component: nucleus; TORC1 complex; TORC2 complex. The record is from RefSeq and is a predicted model, not a curated record. NCBI's taxonomy places the organism in Eukaryota, Metazoa, Mollusca, Bivalvia, Myida, Dreissenidae. Gene Ontology annotation, molecular function: protein serine/threonine kinase activity; protein binding; protein-containing complex binding. Bases 163 to 7587 code for a protein of 2474 amino acids.